Caenorhabditis elegans is the source of this 1318-nucleotide messenger RNA. RefSeq names its product F-box domain-containing protein (gene fbxa-210). Lineage: Eukaryota; Metazoa; Nematoda; Chromadorea; Rhabditida; Rhabditidae. The record is from RefSeq and is marked reviewed. The coding region runs from base 11 to 1249 and encodes 412 amino acids. The transcript has 4 exons.
AAAAAUCGAUAUGGCUUUACCAGAUGAGAAUCCGAACGCUGUGACGCAUAUUCGGAACAAUAAAAUUGCUCUCCGAGCAUGCAUUUCCUAUGAAUAUUUGAUUGGAAAAUCAAGCUUUGAGGCCUACAAAUCAUUCUGCAAGCAGAUGGGCGAUGAUAUUAUGGAAUAUGGAGAAUUCGAUUUUUGGUUCUAUACACUUGGAAAAGAAGGAGUCGCAUUGGAUAGUGAGAUAAGUUGGAAUCCGAAAUCCAAAUUGCUUGGUGACAUGCCGAAUGAGAUUCUCGUCAAGAUUAUGGACAUCCAGGAUCCGAUCAAUCGAAUCGUUAUUCGCAAGGUUUCACAACGAUUUCGUUCGCUGUUUGAUGUAAUGGAUCCGGGAUUCAAAUCGUUCAAGUGUGUGCUUGAUACUUCGGAAGUUGAAGUUGUUCUGAAAGAUAACUACACGCCGCGCGACGACUCCUAUUCUGAAGCUGAUGACUAUAACUCCGAAUAUGAGGAUGAUUAUGAUGAUUAUGAAAGACUUCUGAAGGAUACGAUCAUAUACGAUGAAGAUAUUCGUGAAAAAUCCCAUGUAAACGUCAGAUGUGGAAAUCGAGUUAAACAAAUGAAAGACGAAUUGUACUAUGAAAGAGCUGCCAAGGAUCUGCUAGUGAUUCUGAAGAAUCCGAAGCUUCGUCUUGAACAGUUCAUUUUCAAAUUCGGUAGUUCGCUCGCAUAUAGUGAUCUCAAUCAAGCUGAAAAUUUCGCAUCGAUUCUCAAAUCAUGCUCACCGAUUCACGCCAAACAAGUCAGAGUGGAGUAUCCUGACCUUGCAUUUGAUGCAUCGAAAAUUCUAUCGCUGUUCCAACCAAAAGCGCUCACUAACAUCAAACUGAAAUGCUCUAAUUUGGCUGAUAUCUCUGCAAUCUUCGAACUGGAACAGUGGAAAAAUGCGAAAUCGGUGGAAAUUAAUAGUUUCACCAAAUUUCCAAUUGGAAAUCUCUUCCAUUUGUCUCAAUUCUCAGUCAAGCUGGAAUCUUUCUCCGUUGACGAUGCAAUCAAAAUUCGAGAUAUUCUCUUGAAAUCUCCUUCAUUCCAAAGCGGCAAAUUCACUUCAUAUUCGUCGAAUUUUCAAGAGAUGCUGAAAGUCUUCGUGCCACGUUUUGACGGCCUGAGUGGCUCACUUGUAUACACCAACAAGAAGUUCAAGUUCAUCAUCGAAGCUCACAGAGGCUUUAUCAAAUUCGAGAAAGUCGGAGCAGCUGUUUAAUUUUUUGUUUAACUGUCCCAAUGUCCUAAUGUUUUAUUUUUUUGUUGAAAAUUUAAAUUCUGAUCUGUU